Molecule: messenger RNA, 1638 nt
Organism: Penicillium alfredii
Lineage: Eukaryota; Fungi; Ascomycota; Eurotiomycetes; Eurotiales; Aspergillaceae
Product: splicing factor u2af large subunit
Exons: 6
Coding region: 1-1638 (545 amino acids)
Biological process (GO): mRNA processing
Cellular component (GO): nucleus; U2-type prespliceosome; commitment complex
Molecular function (GO): pre-mRNA 3'-splice site binding; poly-pyrimidine tract binding
Source: RefSeq, a predicted model, not a curated record
AUGAACGGCGACACCUAUUCAUCCAGAGAUACUGGCCGUUCGCGCGAUUAUUAUCGCGACGAGCGGCGAGAGCGCGACAGAGGUGACCGAGGUGACCGAGGUGAUAGGGGUGAGAGGGGUGAGAGGGGUGAGAGGCGGCGGUCGCGGUCUCCCCAUUACGGCCGGAGCUCGCGACGCGAUUACGAGUCCAACUCGUACUCGUCCAGUCGAGACUACCGUGCCCGGGAACGUGAAGACCGCUACUCCAGUCGGAGAGAUGAUCGAGAGUGGGACCGAGACCGUGGUGACCGUGGUGACCGUGGUGACCGUCGACGACGGGACUUUGAUGAUCGCCCUCGACGGGACUUGUUCGAUGAGCGACCCCGACGUGCCGACCGAGACCGCGGUUUCGGCGAUCGCGAACGUGAGCGAAGAGACCGGAAGAGAAGCGCUACACCCCCACGCCGCAAGGAACCCACGCCGGAUCUGACGGAUGUCCCCUCUGUGCUGCAGAGGAAACGCCGCUUGGUCCAGUGGGACAUCAAGCCCCCGGGUUAUGAGAAUGUGACGGCGGAACAGGCGAAGUUGUCUGGAAUGUUCCCUCUCCCCGGUGCACCUCGCCAGCAGCCCAUGGACCCUAGCCGUUUGCAAGCGUUUAUGAACCAGCCUGCCGGUUCAACCGAAAGCACGGCCCUCAAGCCUUCCAACUCCCGCCAGUCUAAGCGUCUCUUCGUCUACAACAUACCCUCUGGCGUAACGGGAGAUGGUGUGAUUUCAUUUUUCAAUCUGCAGCUGAACGGUCUGAACGUGAUCCACAGCGUCGAUCCGUGCAUUUCAGCCCAGAUUUCCGAAGAUCACUCGUUUGCGCUCUUGGAGUUUAAGUCGCCCAACGACGCAACGGUUGCCCUCGCUUUCGAUGGAAUUGCCAUGGCCGAGGGGGCAGACAAGGGACUUGAGGUGCGACGGCCAAAGGACUACGUUGUCCCGGGUGGAAGUGCAGAGCAGGAAUACCAGGAAGGCGUACUGCUGAACGAGGUGCCGGACUCGCCGAACAAGAUCUGUGUCUCCAACAUCCCAGCCUUUAUCCCGGAGGAGCCUGUCACAAUGUUGCUGAAGUCCUUCGGCGAGCUCAAAUCUUUCGUCUUGGUCAAAGAUGCGUCUACGGAGGAGUCGAGAGGAAUUGCUUUCUGUGAAUAUGUUGACCCGAAUGCUACUACCAUCGCGGUGGAAGGUCUAAAGGGCAUGGAACUGGGCGAUCGGCAUCUCAAGGUCGCCCGCGCCAGUAUCGGAACCACGCAGGCUUCCGGUCUGGACAUGGGCGUCAACGCCAUGUCUAUGUUUGCCAAGACCACUUCGCAAGACCUGGAGACCAGUCGGGUGUUGCAACUGCUGAACAUGGUGACGUCGGACGAACUCUUGAACGACGAUGACUACGAAGAAAUCUGUGAAGAUGUGAACGAUGAAUGCUCAAAGUUCGGAAAAGUCCUCUCUCUGAAGAUUCCCCGACGCGGCCUCGGCGCAGGCAAGAUCUUCGUCAAGUUCGAUACCACCGAGUCUGCCAUCGGUGCCCUCAAGGCGCUUGCGGGACGCAAGUUCUCGGAUCGGACGGUGGUGGCCUCGUACUACGGCGAAGAAAACUUCGAUGUGGAUGCAUGGUAA